CAGGUCCUCUUUGUGCCACCAGCACCUCUCUCCCUCCUUCCCAACACCACCGUAGUUCUCUUCUACAGUCCUUUACACAGUGUAAAGCAGGAGGCAAAAUGGGAAAUGGAUGCAGUGGCAAGAAAUAGAAAGGCAAAUGAGCUAACAAGGAAUGGGUGGGUGACUCCUCUACAGAUAUAGAGGGCGGGAGUAGAGUAUGGGAGGGAGGAGGGGAAACACAAGUGGUAGAGAGCAGAAGGGGAGAGCAAAGUGAGCUCAGCCCAAGCUGUAGCAGAGGGCCAAAAGUUUGGUCCAGCCACAAGGGAAUGACCAGAGGGGAGAAAUGACUCUUUCAGUCCAGGGCAUGGGAGGAGAGGCAUGGGCCGAGAGGCAUGGGCCACCUGCUCAGGACUGAGGCACGGCCUUGGCCAAGUUCCUAGCUAGUGCAGUGCCUCGGGUUCUCCAAAGUGGGAAGGAGGUCAAGCUGUUAGGUCUUAUCAGAGAGAACUGGGCCCCCGGAGGUACCCAGGAGGCAGUACCAGGCAGGGAUACGAGGAGAGAGGUUCUGAUGGCGCAAAGACAGCCUCUGGCCAAGAAAAGCGGGCAGGGCGCUUCAGGUAGAGAAGAGGCCCGGAGCGCCAGGAACUGGAAGUCAGGACUGGGGCAGGGAGCUCAUCCAAGGGCUGGGAUCGGAGGCUGCCUGCAAGGAGUGGAAGGGGAGCGCCAGGCUGGGUGGGAGCGGCUUGAUGUGUGGAAGCAGAAGGCGGGCAUCCGGACUGAGGCCAAGGCAGGCGACCCCUGCCCACACGGGGAGCCCAGCGCCCCAACCUGGGGCAGCCCCUCCAUUUUGACCAGAAUGGAGCAGCCGAAAGGUGUUGAUUGGACAGUCAUCAUCCUGACAUGCCAGUACAAAGACAGUGUCCAGGUCUUUCAGAGAGAGCUGGAGGUACGGCAGAAGCGGGAGCAGAUCCCUGCUGGGACACUGUUACUGGCUGUGGAGGACCCUGAGACGCGUGUGGGCAGCGGAGGAGCCACCCUUAAUGCCCUGCUGGUAGCUGCUGAACACCUGAGUGCCCAGGCAGGCUUUACUGUGGUCACGUCUGACGUUCUGCAAUCAGCCUGGAUCCUCAUCCUGCACAUGGGCCGAGACUUUCCUUUCGAUGACUGUGGGCGAGCUUUUAUCUGCCUCCCUGUGGAGAAUCCCCAGGCCCCCGUGGAGGCUGUGGUCUGCAACCUGGACUGCUUACUGGACAUCAUGACCCACCGGCUGGGCCCAGGCUCCCCGCCAGGCGUGUGGGUCUGCAGCACCGACAUGCUGCUCUCUGUUCCUCCAAACCCAGGGAUCAGCUGGGACGGCUUCCGGGGAGCCAGAGUGAUCGCCCUUCCAGGGAGCUCGGCCUACGCUCGGAAUCACGGCAUCUACCUCAGUGACUCCCAGGGUUUCGUUUUGGACAUUUACUACCAGGGCACUGAGGCAGAAAUACAACGCUGUGCCAGGCCUGAUGGGAGGGUGCCACUGGUCUCUGGGAUUGUCUUCUUCUCUGUGGAGACUGCUGAGCGCCUCCUGGCCACCCACGUGAGCCCACCCCUGGAUGCCUGUACCUAUAUGGGCUUGGACUCUGGAGCCCGGCCUGUUCAGCUGUCUCUGUUUUUCGACAUCGUGCUCUCCAUGGCUCGGAAUGUGAGCAAGGAGGACUUCCUGGUGGGGCGGCCUCCAGAGAUGGGGCAAGGCGACGUGGGCAUAGCAGCCUAUCUCCAGGGUGCCCGGGCCGAGCUAUGGAGAGAGCUCCGUGAUCAGCCCCUCACCAUGGCUUAUGUUCCUGACGGCAGCUACAGCUACAUGACCUCCUUAGCCAGUGAGCUCCUGCACAGCCUCACGGUCCCCAGUACCCCCAGGGCCCAGACUGUGCACUCCCAGGUAGAGGAGCUAGAGCUCCUGGAGCCUGGGAGCUCUGUGGUCAGCUGCGUGCUGGAGGGUCCUGUUUGGCUGGGUCCUGGGAGUGUCCUGCAGCACUGCCACCUGCGGGGCCCCAUUCACAUCAGUACUGGCUGCUUCCUGAGUGGCCUGGACAUAGCCCAGUCGGAAGCACUGCAUGGCAUGGAGCUGCGUGACCUCAUCCUGCAGGGACACCACAUGCGGCUGCACGGCUCUCUGGGCCGGGUCUUCACCCUCACUGGCCGUCUGGACAAUUGGGAAAGACAGGGAACAGGCACAUAUCUCAACAUGCCUUGGAGUGAAUUCUUCCAGAAGACAGGCAUCCGAGAUUGGGACCUGUGGGACCCGGACACGCCUCCCACAGAGCGCUGCCUUCUCAGUGCCCGCCUCUUCCCUGUAUUCCACCCCUUGAGGGCCGUGGGGCCCUGUGACCUGCUGUGGAUGCUGGAUCCCAAACAGGAUGAGGGUGAGGCCCUGCGGGCCUGGCGAGCUGCCUGGCGUCUGUCCUGGGAGCAGCUGCAGCCGUGUCUGGACCGGGGUGCCACGCUGGCCUCCCGCCGGGACCUGUUCUUUCACCAGGCCCUGCAUAAAGCACGGCAUGUGCUGGAGGCACGGCAGGACCUCAGCCUGCACCCGCUGAUCCGGGCUGCUGUCCGUGAGGGCUGCCCUGGACCCCUGCUGACCACGCUGGACCAGGUUGCAGCUGGUGCAGGAGACCCUGGUGUAGCAGCGCGGGCGCUGGCCUGUGUGGCAGAUGUGCUGGGCUGCAUGGCAGGGGGUUGUGGAGGUCUGCGGAGCGGACCAGCUGCCAAUCCUGAGUGGACACGGUCCUUCUCCUACCUGGAACGUGGUGACCUGGCAGGGGGUGUGGAGGCGCUUGCCCAAGAGCGGGACAAGUGGCUGAGCAGGCCAGCCUUGCUGGUUCGAGCUGCCCGCCACUAUGAGGGAGCUGAGCAAAUUCUGAUCCGCCAGGCUGUGAUGUCGGCCCAGCAGUUUGUCUCUACAGAGCUGGUGGAGCUGCCAGCACAUGGGCAGUGGGUGGUGACUGAGUGCCCUGCCCGUGUGGACUUCUCUGGCGGCUGGAGUGACACACCACCCCUCGCCUAUGAGCUUGGUGGGGCAGUGCUGGGCCUGGCUGUGAGAGUGGACGGCCGUCGGCCCAUUGGGGCCAGAGCACGCCGCAUUCCUGAGCCAGAGCUGAGGCUGGCACUGGGGCCUCAGCCGGACGACAUGACUGUGAAGAUAGUUUGCCAGAGCCUGGACGACCUGCAGGAUUACUGCCAGCCCCACGCCCCAGGGGCCCUACUGAAGGCGGCUUUUAUCUGUGCGGGGACCAUCGAUGUCUGCUCCAAGAUCCCGCUGAGCGAGCAGUUGCUGCGCGCCUUUGGGGGUGGCUUCGAGCUGCACACCUGGUCUGAGCUGCCCCAUGGCUCUGGCCUCGGCACCAGCAGCAUCCUGGCGGGCACUGCCCUGGCUGCCUUGCAGCGGGCUGCUGGCCGGGCGGUGGGUACAGAGUCCCUGAUUCAUGCCGUGCUGCACCUGGAGCAGGUGCUCACCACAGGAGGUGGCUGGCAAGACCAAGUGGGUGGCCUGAUGCCUGGCAUCAAGAUGGGGCGCUCCCGGGCUCAGCUGCCCCUGAAGGUGGAGGUGGAGGAGAUCACUGUGCCUGAGGGCUUUGUCCAGAAGCUCAAUGACCACCUGCUCCUGGUGUACACGGGCAAGACCCGCCUGGCCCGAAACCUGCUGCAGGAUGUGCUGAGGAGCUGGUAUGCCCGGCUGCCUGCUGUGGUGCAGAAUGCCCACAGCCUGGUGCGGCAAACAGAAGAAUGUGCUGAAGCCUUCCGCCAAGGAAACCUGCCUCUCCUAGGCCAGUACCUGACCUCAUACUGGGCGCAGAAGAAGCUCAUGGCUCCAGGGUGUGAGCCCCUGGCAGUGCGGCGGAUGAUGGAUGUCCUCGCGCCUCACGUGCAUGGCCAGAGCCUGGCAGGUGCAGGUGGCGGGGGGUUUCUCUAUCUGUUGACUAAGGAGCCACGGCAAAAGGAGACUCUGGAGGCUGUGCUGGCAAAGACUGAGGGCCUCGGGAACUACAGCAUCCACUUGGUAGAAGUGGACACUCAGGGCCUGAGCCUGCAGCUGUUGGAGAGGGGAGCCUCAACAUGAUGAUCAGUCCCACGAGGCUUGUCUGCAAGAGGGGAAAACCUGUUGCUGCAGCGGCCCCUCCCUUCCCCCACGAGAGCUCACAGCCCUUUCCUCACCACCCAUCACUUUGCAAAUCGGCUUCCAAAGGAAGGCGACCUGAGUUAGACAGCCUUUCUGGAGAUUGGUGCAGCAAACAGUGCUUGGGAGCAGCACUGCGACCAGGCUGACAGUGGCCUAGGUUUGGCCUCUGUCCCAUCUGGACAUAGGAAAGUUCUAAGCUCAGUAUUCCAUGUGGCCUUUACAAAUCCCAUGGCCUAACUUGGGCCAUGGCCUUCUCACUUAGCAAAUGACUGGGGUCCUGUGAUAAGGCUUGCUCUAAAGAGGCCAUUUUUGAAGCAUUUUUAGAGUUCAGGCUUCUGCAUGAGUACAGACUUCAUGCUCAACACUCCCUCCCUAGGCUGACUUGCUGCAGUUUGCAAAGUCUCAGUCUAGCCAUAGAAUUAUUUGAAUUUGUUAGGAGGAGAGAAUAUUCAGGGGUUUAGACAGGGAAGGCAGGAAGGACUGGUGCCCUCUGGCUGAGACUGCAGAUUUGCCUGAAGACUUUGCAGAUACUUUUGGGACACCGCUCCUUUCAAAGCCUAUAGCAAGUAACAGGUGCCCAUAAUGGAGGUGACCCAGGACCUGGCAUGCCUUUGCCCUGAAGCCUCAGUGGUCCAUCCUCAGCUGCUCCCUCCCCUCUAUCAUCUGACUCCAGAUGUUCCUCCUCCUAGCUCUGGGCCUUGCUCCCUUCUUGUACUCCCAUGGGUCCAUGUCACUGCUUUCUCUCAUCCCCUGCUUGAGCUGGGGAGCAUAACUGCUGAGGCCCCAGCUUUCACUUUUGAUGGGGGGUGGGUGGGGAGUCCAUACCCAGGUCCGUGUCAAUGAGCCAGUGCAGUCUCGAAGCAAGCCACUGCCAACCCAGGUCUUAGCCAGUGACACUGUGGACUGUGCCAAGUCACCCAGUGCCUAUGGACAAUCGCUUCUCAAGACUCCAACCUUCUUGGAAUAAAUUCACCUUGCCCUUCAAGGUUGUCUUUUUUGAUCCUGCUGGGAGCAGUUCUCACUUUCCCCUGGCACUGAGGGAAACUGCCCCUGGAUGUUGUCGUGAGGAUCCAAGAGGGGGGAUAAAGGUCCAGGAUUGGGUGAGGGCUCCUGAUCUCACGUGGGUCCCCAGAGGUGGCCAUGCAUCUCUCUGGGUAUGGGAGGAGGCAGAUGUUUUAGGCUUUCGCCUUCACAUUCCAUGCAAGUGUGGACUCGCCUGCCUAGCAGCACUCAGGCCUCCCUGGGAAUAGCACACUGGCAUCUCUCAAAGGA
Loxodonta africana (African savanna elephant) is the source of this 5407-nucleotide messenger RNA. RefSeq names its product fucose kinase (gene FCSK). Bases 548 to 4075 code for a protein of 1175 amino acids. The transcript is spliced from 24 exons. The record is from RefSeq and is a predicted model, not a curated record. Gene Ontology annotation, biological process: GDP-L-fucose salvage. Lineage: Eukaryota; Metazoa; Chordata; Mammalia; Proboscidea; Elephantidae. Gene Ontology annotation, molecular function: ATP binding; fucokinase activity.